Molecule: messenger RNA, 2887 nt
Organism: Trichobilharzia szidati
Lineage: Eukaryota; Metazoa; Platyhelminthes; Trematoda; Strigeidida; Schistosomatidae
Source: the annotation of a GenBank genome assembly
AUGGGUUCCAGUAGUAGUAGCCUUGUCGAUGUUUCUAAGGAUAAACCACUACAAAAGUUUGUUGGACCAGAAGAGUUACCACCAAACAGUGAAUUUUGGAAUGAUUUUUUAUCUUCCUUUGGCUCAUCAAAAAAUAACAGUGCCUUUAUGAACUUCGAAGAGACUAGUAGAAGUCUCUUAAGGGAUCUUAAAAAGAACAACCCUCAAUCACAUAACAUUCCCAAUUUAAUCCAGUUCCUCAUAUCACAGAUGUCAGAACUAAUGGGCUCCACCAAUAUAUGCGAGGAUACUAUUUUAACUGUUCAAAAUGGGCUUCUUAUUCUACGACUUUCAGUAAAAUACCUGAUGGAGCACACUUCUGAAGCUAGGUUUUUUGCUCAUUUCUCUGUAACUUCACCAGAAGAUCCGCAUUGUCUAUCUGUUAUUGAAUGUCUGUUUCCUGUUCUUUUCAAGCUUGUAACUAACUUACCCAUACAGGACAAUACCUACUUAUUGCAUUGUGAAGCUCACCUCCUGUGUAUAGUUUUACUUUCUCGUCAAAUGUAUAAGGAACUAUCGGCUCCCUUGCCACAAGUUUAUGUUUCUGUUGUAUGGGGAAAGUGUGCUUCUUUGGCUCCUGCAUUAGUUUGCCGUUUACUGUCCAACUUUGCUGAGAAUCGUCCUGUCCCACCACAUUUACAUGGUAUUGAACAGUACAGUUUAAUAUGGCGGGCUGCAUCAUCUGUUGCAGGCGGUCUACUAUCGAUUGUCACACUUGGCGGCUUCUUAAGUCGUGGCACUGCUAAUUCUACUACAACAACAACAACAACAAAAUCUGAUACACUGGAUACUCCUCAAGUGACAAUUGUUGAAGCAGUAAAAGCUACCUCAGCUGUUGAUCUUGUAACCUCUGAAUCAAAUACUAAAUCUGUUGACCAGUGUCAUUUAUUAGCUAAUGUCAGUUCAUUACUAUUAUUAGUACUUACAACACAGGCUGGAUCAAUUGAAAAGUCUAUUUCAACUUAUCCUGAUCUUGGUCUGAAAGAUUCUAACCCUCUAGGUAGAAAUCCCUAUCGAAACACCCUGUUCACUUUACAAGAUGAAACUGUGCAAAAGCAUCAAGCAGAAUCGAUAAUGGUGGAUUCAACUCAUGUACUGCCUAAGUCAACGCCUCGAUUACAACCAGGCGGUGCUACAUUGAAUGGACAUUUGAAUAUUGUCACACAGUCAUCAUCACCGUUUGUAAAUUUCACUGCAAUCUGUGAUACAGCUGCUUUAACUUUAUCUCAGGAUAGUAGCCCAUUAAUACUGUAUCUGUUAUUACAUCGUAAUACAAAUUUUCAUACAUUUAUUAUGCAAGACAGAGGAUAUGAAAAAUUGCUUCCACCCUUGUUAAAUAUUCUUUACAAAUCUCAAUCACACAAUUCACAUCUUGUUUAUAUGGCGUUAAUUUUGCUGCUUAUAUUUACGGAGAAUGAACAAUUUGGACGAGAUAUACACACAACAGAGAUUAAAUGGGUUCAAUGGUCAGCUAAUCGUCGACUAUCAAAUGUGUCCUACGGAAGUUUAACUGUUCUAGUACUAUGUCGUACAAUUCAAUAUCAUUUGAAUCAAUUAAAAGACAAAUAUCUUCAUGUGAAUAUUUUGGCAGCUCUGGCUAACUUGUCUCCGCGGAUUACUAAACUUCAUCCUUAUGCUUGUGAUACAUUGGUUAAUCUUCUACAAUUGUUAAUCAAACGUCAUAAUAAAACUGUUGAUAUCCUACGUAAAAUGUCCGAUGAUCAUCAAUCACAAACGGUUGGUGAAGUAACAAAAUUGUUGAGUAAUACAUCGAUUAACUCAUCUUCUGCUACAGAAGAGGAAACGGUACAAGAAUUAGCCUUACUUGAAGAAGUGAUUCGUAUGCUGUUGGAAAUUAUCAAUUCAAUUAUUACGCAUACAAUGAUGACGAAUACAGAUUUAUUAUAUUCCCUGUUGUAUAAGAAGGAUUCAUUUGCUCCACUGCGUUCACAUCCAUCAUUUCAGAGUGUACUCCAGAAUAUUGACAUUGUUUUGACACAUUUCUCCAAGAAAAUUGAAGCUGAACUUGGUCCUCAACCAACUCAACCACAGGCUGUUAUGCAAGUGAUACAAAAGCAUGCUAACAAUACUCAAAGAAGUUGUAAUUUAAAGAAAUUUCCAGAUUUGAAAUUCAAGUACGUGGAAGAAGAAUCUCCAGAUGAAUUUUUCAUCCCUUACGUAUGGUCUGUUGUUCUACGUCAAUCUGGCAUACACUUCAAAUCGAAAUCGCUGAUGUUAUUCACACCUGAUCCACAUACCACUACUACAAUUAAUAAUAAUACAGGUGUUCAUGACAACGAUGAUGAAGCUGGCGACAGCAAGGAUGAAGAAGACGAUAUUGACGACAGCAAUCAUCAUGAUAAUACUCAUAGUAGUUUGAAUGGUACUGUGUUGAAUAGUAAUAAUAAUAACAACAAUGGUAAUAAUAAUAAUGGUGCCUCUACACGUGAUCAAGUACUUGUUUAAGUUCUUGUGUGAGACAGUACAACAUAUCUCUGCCUGCCUGUGUGUGCGUUAAUUUUUACCCUAUGACGAUUAAAUACUAUUCGGGGAGUCGGGUGGAUGUAUGAUUUUCUCUCUCUUCAACAGAGGAUCAUUAUACCUGCAUCCAUCCAUCCCCUUCACACAUUUAUUAUCCAGCUGUCUGUGAUCGAUUUUUUUUCUGGGACGGGGGGUGGGGGUGGAUUUCUCUAUUGUUUUCACUUUUGUUUUGUUUUGUUUUUCUAGAUUAAGUUGUGUAUUCUAGGCGCGUAUUUCUUUUUUGUUUUUGUUUCAUCUGUUGACUUGUUUGUUCUUCUUUGUUUACUUAUUUAUUUAUUAAUUUGGAAACAAAACACAUGUGUUCUGA